CUCGAAUCAGUUGAAAAUUGUCGGUUGGCCGUUAGACAGUGCUCGGGAAGAUCUCCCAAGGAGUGGUUGUCUGAUCCUACUCAGUUCUGUUGUGAGUGAAGAACCAAACGAAUAAUAGAUACUCGCAUGUGCUGGUGAAACAAUAGUGAAAGUGGUACUGGCAGAAGUGCAAAUUUCGUUGCUAUGAAAUAAUGCAGAAGUGUGUCCCCGACAUUAGUGACUAGUCCUGUUGAAUAUAUUCAUCCUUGAAUAAGAAACAAAUCUAAAUUAAUUCAAAUAUCAAUGUGGUUACCGAGAUGAAUAUAAAGAUGAUACCAUUGCUCCUAUAUCAAGGGAGCAUGAAGACUCGAAUAAGAAGCAGAUGGCGACCAACGAGGCGAUCCAGUGACCCACUCAUCUUGCUUUACGUCUUGGCGAUUGUCUUCAAUUAUUCCGCGUUGCUGGUCUCAGCUGCAACACCCAAUCAAAAUGGCUUUACUGACCUUAUCCGCGAGUUUGGGAUGUACGAUUUACCUGCUGGCAUCAACACGACGUUGGGGAUGUGCGGGACAACGAAGAAUUCUUACCAAGUUCACCCCUCACCUGCCUACACUAUCAACCGAGAUACUAUCUUAACGAUUGGAAGCAAUCAGGCGUUCCCGAAUGGGUUCCCGGUUGACUUUUCGAUACUCCUUGUAAUUCGUCCUACCUUGGGGUUGGAAAAGGUGCCAAUCUUUACAUUCUACUCUUCGGACAGUGAGGAGGUGCUCUCGAUGCUGGUGGGGAAGGAGAUAGCGUUGUUCUACCAGGAAAUUGAUGCUCCUUACGAUGAAUUAAAUACCAUAAAUUUCGGGGUCGGCAUAGAUGAUGGGAAAUGGCAUAGAAUCGGGAUAAGCAUGAAAGGGAAUGCUGCCACGCUGACACUUGAUUGUAACAGGCAGAUAACGAGAAGGCUCGACAGACGGAGCGGUGCCACGAUUGCCACCGAUGGCUUGAUCCUGACAGGAGUUCAGUUAGAGGAGGAGGCUGGGUAUUUCACCGGAGAUGUUCAGUUGAUGGCGGUCGUUGACACACCCGAUGCUGGUUUCGAGUUGUGCACAAAAUAUGCCCCUGAUUGCGAACAAUCAUAUAUAACGAGUGGGCGAUCUAACCGCGCUCCUGGCACAUACUCCUAUUCGUAUAACAAGACUAGCAGAACAGGCGAUGGAGGCAACGUUGUAUCAUAUACCACCUACAGCGAGACCAGUUCCGGAUCAGGAAGGGAAGGAUCAGGCCUGACAGCUACACCGAACCCUAUUGGUGGAGCAGGUGGCAGAACCACAACUUCAUGGACCAGUCAUAGCACAAGUGGAGGACGUGGUAGUGGCAGUACCUACACAAGCAGUAGUAGGAGUAGUAGUAGCAGCAGCAGGGGAGGGGGCAGCCAAACUGGCUCAGGAGGAGCGAUUAGUGGAUAUGGCACUUUAGGUGGAGGUGGUACUUUUGGUGGAGGUAGCGUAACUAGAACUUCCAGCAGUAGUAGCAGCAGCAGUAGCAGAGGAGGCUCUGAAGGAGGUUUCGGUGUAUUUGACGGCUCUGGAGGAGGCACAUUUGAAACAGGAUAUCGCACCACGAGUAGUGGAUCUCGAACAUCAUCAGCAGGCGGAAGUGUGAGUCGCGGGGGAAGUGCUGCAGCUGGUGCUGGUAUUGGGAUCACAGGAGCAACCGGAGGUGCAGGGGGCUAUACAAUAGAAACGUCCCGAUCUAGUGGUGGAAGAGCGAGUUCAGGUGCAUCAGCAGCUGGAGGAGGUGCAUUAAGUGGUUUCACAAUAGCCGGAGGAGCUUCGUCUGCAGGAGGCCAAACAGCUUCAGGUGGUCAAGCACAAAAUGUUUUCGGGCCAGUAUCUCCAACAACAACUGACUUUGACUCAUUAGAGGGAUAUGAUGAGAAAAUCGAUGAAAAGGUUAUCGAAGAUUACUAUGAUAUCGACUUGGAUAAAUUGAAUGCGGAUAUCAGUGAGGAAACUCAAAGGAAAAAAGGGAAAAAACCUAAAAAUGGGAAUAAGACGGAUAGCGGUCCUGAUGGAAAAAACAAAACAGUUGACUUCGACUCUUCACCAACUGGAGGAAAUGCCACCGUGGGGUUGGGACCUACAAAUAACGUAACCUCUGUUAGUUUAGGGGGAAAUUUCAGUAAUCGAACUACUGUUAUAACCACUUAUGCCCCAAAUGGACAAAUUUGUUACCCUGGACCUAGGGGAUAUACAGGUCGCCCGGGACCGAAAGGUGAUCCUGGUCCAAAAGGUGAACCAGGCAGAGAUGGGAUCCCAGGCCAUUCUGGCGCCCCUGGGCCACCAGGGCAUGUAUUCAUGGUUCCGAUUAGUCAAAGUGGCGGCAACGAAAAAGGGCCUGAUACACAAGCAGAAGCCAUGCGCCAGAUGCUCUCCCAGCACAUGAUGGCGAUGAGAGGACCUGAUGGACCCAUGGGGCUCACCGGUGUUCCAGGACCAAUAGGACCUCGAGGGUUACCAGGAAUUAAAGGCGAGCCAGGAGAUACUGGCGAACCAGGACCUAGAGGUUUGCGGGGACCGAGUGGCCCGCCUGGCCGAGAGGGUAGACGCGGUCGAUCCGGGCGUGAUGGUGAACGAGGUGUAGCCGGCCCAAUGGGUUUAAAAGGAGAACCAGGUCCUAUCGGUGGUAUUGGGUUACCAGGUGAAAAGGGCCACAGAGGAAUUCCUGGCUUACAGGGCGAAAAAGGUGACCGAGGUGUUGAAGGCUUGCCCGGCGAAGAUGGCCCACCUGGCUUGACAGGUUUACCUGGAGAGUUGGGUCCUCGUGGAUUCACAGGACCACGAGGUUUUCCAGGCCCACCAGGAAAUCCAGGAGUACCUGGUUCGGAAGGACCUCCGGGCGGCAAAGGAAAUCCAGGCCCACAAGGACAGCCAGGAGCUCCAGGACAAACCGGUCCUCCUGGUGCAAUCGGACCCCCGGGACCACAAGGAAAUCUAGGACCGCCGGGAAUUGCAGGACCUCCUGGAAAGCCUGGAUUACCCGGCUUACCCGGAAUUGAUGGUUCACCGGGAAGUCCUGGAAAUCCUGGUGUGAUUGGACCAAAAGGUGAUGCUGGCCCGCAGGGUGUUCAGGGUCCAAUUGGAUUUCCUGGACCACGAGGUUCCAAAGGCGAUGAUGGCCCUCGCGGUCCUAUAGGUGACAAAGGCGACAGAGGCGAUCGUGGAGCAGAUGGCGAGAAAGGCGAAACUGGUCCACCGGGCGAACGAGGGCCAACCGGUCCGGCAGGCACGACGGGAGCUGAAGGACCUGAGGGGCCAAAGGGUUUUGAAGGACCUCGGGGUGAAACUGGUUCCAUUGGAGCCCCUGGUGAAAAAGGGAAACAAGGAUUGCAAGGCGUUCCCGGAUAUCCAGGCCCAGCUGGAGAGAAAGGGGACAAAGGAGCUACAGGCGCACCAGGACUGCUAGGAAUGAAAGGUGAUCGCGGCCAUCCCGGACAACAAGGUGAGCGUGGGGAAAUUGGACCGCGUGGUUUUAGAGGUGCGAGAGGACGGCGCGGAGGGGAAGGUCUUCCAGGACCUAAGGGAGAUACCGGUCAGCCUGGCCCACCAGGACCCCAAGGUGAAGUUGGUGCUCAGGGCCCAGAAGGUCCACGCGGAUUUAUUGGCAUGCCAGGUCCUCCUGGAAAUAAUGGAAAGGAUGGUCCGCCGGGACCAGCUGGCGAAAGAGGAUCACCAGGAGAAACCGGCAAACCAGGACCAGUUGGUUUGCCAGGUGUAAUUGGACCAAGUGGACCUGCUGGAGAACCAGGACCUGCAGGGGAACCUGGAGUGCCUGGUUUACCAGGAUUGCCAGGGGAACCAGGAGCGCCUGGAGAAUCUGGAAAGGAAGGUUUGCCUGGUCCUCCUGGACAUGCGGGCAAGCCUGGACCACAAGGACCCGUGGGUCUCCCUGGAUUCCCAGGAGAACGAGGUCAUCAAGGUCAACCAGGUUUGCCUGGUCUUAAAGGUGAAGUUGGUCCACCUGGACAAAUGGGAGUGCCUGGAGAUAAAGGACAGCAAGGAGAAGCUGGAAAAGACGGACCUCCUGGACCUGAAGGCCGCCCAGGGUUACCUGGAAGCCCUGGAGCACCCGGGGCAAAGGGAGAGCGUGGCGAGCCUGGUUUAGCAGGCCCAAUGGGUCGAGAUGGAAUGCCAGGAUUAAGAGGUUUGCCAGGACCACCAGGACCUGCUGGAAGUCCUGGGGAAGAUGGCGAUAAAGGCGAUGUCGGUCCACCUGGAGAAAAGGGAAUUAAAGGCGGUCAAGGUGAAACGGGUCCAAUGGGAAGUCAAGGCACGCAAGGAUUACGUGGAGAGCCGGGCCCACCAGGUACCCCAGGUGAAAAAGGUCCCCCCGGAGAAAUCGGAAGACGUGGUGUUAAAGGUGAGGAUGGCCCUGUAGGUUUUCCGGGUCCGGCUGGCCCAGCAGGUCCGCAAGGAUUACCCGGACCUCCAGGAAUGAAGGGCGAACGAGGCGACGACGGUUUGAUGGGCAUGACGGGUGCUAUCGGCCCGCCAGGUGAACCUGGUAGGAGAGGACCUAUCGGAGCAGAUGGACCACCUGGGCCUCAUGGCCCUCCAGGCUCUCAAGGUGCACCGGGUGAACCUGGGCCCACUGGUCCACCAGGUGAGGUUGGUCCUGUCGGUAAAGAUGGAGAACGAGGCCCUGCUGGUCCAAAGGGAGAGGAAGGAAAGACUGGUGUACCAGGCCCGCCAGGAAAACGCGGUUCCCCGGGGCCUGAGGGCCCUAAGGGAAGCAUUGGUGCCAGAGGUUUUCCUGGAAACCGAGGAGAACCGGGGUUGGUUGGUGCAAAGGGUGAACCAGGACGUGAUGGCGAUGACGGCAAAAUAGGUGAACCAGGACCACCUGGAGAUUUUGGUCCUCCUGGUAGAGUGGGAGAACCCGGACCACCAGGAAAGAUGGGCCCUGAAGGACCAGCCGGAACGCAAGGUAACACGGGACUUCCAGGAGACAAGGGUGAUCGCGGCCCAGUGGGACCCACCGGACCGAUUGGCUUAACUGGUCCACAAGGAUUGCCAGGACCACAGGGAUUGCCUGGAUUACGAGGGUCCCCAGGACCUGUGGGUGAAGCUGGUUCUAUAGGCAAGCAAGGUUUACCAGGACACCCGGGCAAGCCAGGAGAUAUAGGGCCUAAAGGUCCCAAAGGAGAUCGUGGGCGUAGAGGCCUUAAGGGUCAUCGUGGAGAAUUAGGUUUAGUUGGAAGUAAGGGUGACCAAGGCGAAAAAGGAGAUCGAGGAAUUCGAGGACCGCAAGGUCCAGAGGGGGCUAAAGGUGAUACCGGCCCAAUAGGUUCCACCGGGCCUAAAGGAAAUGAUGGACCACAAGGACCACCCGGUUUGCCUGGGUUGCUUGGACCAAAGGGUAGUGAUGGCGCAGUCGGACCAAAAGGUGAAGAAGGACCGCCAGGACCUGCAGGACCACCAGGACCUCCAGGAGAAGCUCCCUUAUUACCUCCUGAACUUCUAUUUCAUCUUGAAGGAGGCUCCCCGGAUAAGGGUGAAACACGAAGAAGAAGAGAUGUUGACGAUGGAGUAGAAGAUAUCGAUGAUGACGAUAUCAUGGAAUUGAUGGGAGUGGAUAAGAACGCAGCAUCAAAGAAGAAGAAAAAGUCAAAAGCCAAAAAGGACGACUUAGGACCUAAAUUCCUCGAUAUGUAUAGUUCGAUAUAUUCAAUGCGUCAAGAACUAGAUAGAAUUAGGAAGCCAGUUGGCACUAGAGAAAAUCCGGUUCGGACAUGUCGGGAUUUGUACUUUGGACAUCCCCACUUCAAAGAUGGUUGGUAUUGGAUUGAUCCAAAUUUAGGAAUGCCAGACGAUGCUGUGUAUGUUUACUGCAACAUGACUGCUGAAGGCGAGACUUGCGUAUUCCCAGAUGUCCACAGCUCACAAAUGCCCAAUAUUCCUUGGAGAAAGGAGAACGGCAAAGACGAUUGGUACUCUAAUUUGAGGGGCGGAUUCAGAAUGACAUACGAGACUAUCGGAAUGGUACAAAUGACCUUCCUGAGGCUUCUGUCGCAACAAGGCUACCAGAAUUUUACCUACACAUGUAUGAACAGUGUCGGUUGGUUUAGUAGCAAGCUAGGAAAUUACGACCAAGCGAUUAAGCUUUUAGGCGACAACGAAAUGGAAAUUGCCCAGGACGGAACAGUGGUUAAGCCGACGGUCCCUGCCGAUGGCUGUAGGAGUGGCCGAACAAAGUCUGAGACAGUGUUCGAAAUAAGAACGAAACGCCUUCACUAUCUGCCGAUCAUCGACUUCUACCCGACCGACUACGGUGAACCUAACCAGGCCUUCGGGUUCCAGGUGGGACCCUUGUGUUUCAAAUAGCCGGGCACGACAGAUGGCUCCUACUUAAAUACGUACCUUAGAAGAUUCAACAUAAUGUAGUUAAUUAAUCGUUACGCAAUUCCAUGGCUUUCGCAUUGCUCUAGACACUCGUUCUUGCCUUCUAUGGAAAUCAAGCGAUUGCACUCUAUGUCUAUUUCCUUGUAUGUACAUAACUGUACCACUGCCAAAGAAAUAUUAUUUUAAAAAAAAAUUAUGAUGUUUUCACGAGAA
Hermetia illucens (black soldier fly) is the source of this 6584-nucleotide messenger RNA. RefSeq names its product collagen alpha-1(XI) chain-like. The coding region runs from base 297 to 6353 and encodes 2018 amino acids. Lineage: Eukaryota; Metazoa; Arthropoda; Insecta; Diptera; Stratiomyidae. The transcript has 13 exons. The record is from RefSeq and is a predicted model, not a curated record. Gene Ontology annotation, molecular function: extracellular matrix structural constituent.